Ipomoea nil (Japanese morning glory) is the source of this 1900-nucleotide messenger RNA. RefSeq names its product transcription factor PIF1-like. Gene Ontology annotation, biological process: regulation of DNA-templated transcription. The coding region runs from base 270 to 1712 and encodes 480 amino acids. Gene Ontology annotation, molecular function: protein dimerization activity; DNA-binding transcription factor activity. NCBI's taxonomy places the organism in Eukaryota, Viridiplantae, Streptophyta, Magnoliopsida, Solanales, Convolvulaceae. The record is from RefSeq and is a predicted model, not a curated record. The transcript has 8 exons.
GAUAGCUUAUGAUGGUAUGGGAGUUGUCAAGUGGGAGAUGGAAAAAUUAAGAGUUGGUGGUGAUGAUAAGCCAGUGAUUGAAAGAGGUGGGGAAAUGUGUUUUAUGACACAAACAUUUUAGUGUUCUGAUCUUACAUUAAUGGCGUCAAAAUCCAUCAUUAAUUUCUGUCUUUUUUUUGGCUGAUUCUUUUCCUUUCCUCAAGCUACCUAAACGCUAGCUACCUAGACAGACAACCCCUUAUCUCUUCCGCUUUAUUGCAAAGGUGACGAUGAAUCAUCACUGCGCGGUUCCGGAGUUCGAAAUGGACGAGGAUUACUCUCCUCUUCCGAUGAUUGCGCCGCCGUCUGCGGCGGGUUUAAGCGGCGGCGCAAAGAAGUCUGCAAUGGAAGAUGAGAUUAUGGAGUUGUUAUGGCAGAACGGUCAGGUGGUGGUGCACACUCAGAACCACCAGAGAUCGGUGAAGAGAUCUCACGGCGGCGACGCGGCGAUUCCGGUUCCGGCGGCCAGAGAGGUCGUCGGAUCGGCGGAGGAGGAAAUGGCUACGUCUCAUCAUCAGCCGGAACUAUUCAUGCAAGAAGACGAGAUGGCGUCUUGGCUUCACUAUCCUCUCGUCGACGACUCUCCUUAUCUCUCCGCUGAUCUCCUGUAUCCAUCUUCGUCCUCCGCCGCCGCCGCCGUGGCUCCGCCGCGCGAUUUCCGCGCAUCUGCGCCGGAGGUCCGUCGGCCGCCCGCUCCUCUGCCGCCUAUACCUCCCUCGGGGCGCACCGACGUCCUGCGUUCCCAGAACUUCGCGCGGUUGUGUAGGCCGCCUGCUGGACCGUCGAGAGCGGCGUCGACGGUGGUGGAGUCAAAUGAUACUCCGAUAGUUCCCAGCGAAUAUAGAGAUUCUCACGUUGCAGAUAGUACGGCGCAGGUUUCAGGCGGAAACCUAGGCCCGCGCGGCGGGGCUAUGAGCGGGACUGAAGCUGCGGGCGCGUCAACGGGAGCCAAGGAAAUGACAGUGACGUCUUCUCCAGACGACGGUUCCGGAGCCAGCGUCAGCGCGGAGAAGUCGACAGCUCCGGCGACGGCGAUGGACGACCGGAAGGCCAAAGGAAGCGAAACGGACGACGAGGGUCAUAAUGCGGACACUGACUUUGGGUAUAAUGCAAAGAAGCAAACGUCUUCCAAGCGAUCUCGCGCAGCAGAAGUCCAUAAUCUCUCAGAGAGGAAACGUCGCGACAGGAUCAAUGAGAAGAUGAGAGCUCUGCAGCAACUUAUACCGCGAUGCAACAAGUUGGACAAGGCUUCGAUUUUAGACGAAGCAAUUGAGUAUCUAAAAUCGCUCCAGUUGCAAGUGCAGAUGAUGUCUUUGGGACAUGGGUGUGGCAUGAUUCCGAUGAUGUUUCCUGGGAUCCAGCAGUACAUGCCUGCAAUGGGGAUUGGGAUGGGCAUGAAUCCCCCUGUGGCGCCAUAUCCAAUGGGGGGUCCAAGGUUUCCUAUGCCUGCAUUUCCAAUGCCUACUCCAUUUUCCAUGGCAGAUCCCUCAAGAAUUCAGGCAUUAAACCACACAGAUCCCAUGCUCAACUCACCUCAUAACUCUAGCCACCCACCAUUCCCAACACAGACACAAGUUACACCUUCAAUGAACGAGAUGGCGGAACAUUCUAAUAAGAGCAAGCCCUGCAGCAGCAAAGAUGUUGAGAAUCCAACAACUCUGCAAUGUGGUUGAUUCCCAGGCGGAUCAAUGAUGAGAAGUCUUCCCAACUAAAUUUUGUAGUGUAAGCGAAGCAGGAAGAAGAGUGCAGCCUGCUCGGGCAUUUCUCAGUACAAAAAUAACACAGCUAACAUGUAAUUACUGCCAUAGAAUCGAUGUAUUAAAGUGGUUUCACUCAAUGAAAUUGUUGAAGAUAUGACCAA